This is a messenger RNA of Prunus mume (Japanese apricot), 1244 nucleotides long. The record is from RefSeq and is a predicted model, not a curated record. Lineage: Eukaryota; Viridiplantae; Streptophyta; Magnoliopsida; Rosales; Rosaceae.
UUGCUCUAUUUAGACCGGAUCUCAAACUGCUUAUCUCAAGUGCAACGCUUGAUGCUGAGAAGUUCAGUGAUGAUUUUGAUUCUGCUCAAUUUUCAAAAUUCCAGGGAGGCGGUAACCUGUUGAAAUACAUUCCACGAAAGCACCAGAAGCUGAUCACUUAGAUGCAGCAAUUGUCACUGCACGUCAAAUCCAUGUGAUGCAACCACCUGGAGAUAUUUUCUAUUCCUAACUCGUCAGGAAGAGAUUGAAACAGCGGAAGAAAUAUUGAAGCACAGAACAAGGGGCCUGGGGACAAAAUUUGCUGAGCUGAUUAUUUGUCCCAUAUAUGCAAACCUACCUACUAAGCUGCAAGCAAAAUUUUUUGAAGCCACGCCUAAGGGGGCAAGGAAGGUUGUCCUUGCCACAAAUAUAGCUGAAACUUCGUUGAUGGGAUCAAAUAUGUUAUUGACCCAGGGUUUUGCAAGAUAAAGUCGUAUAACCCAAGGACUGGAGACUGGAAUGGAGUCAUUGCUAGUUACUCCCAUCUCAAAGGCAUCAGCAAUGCAGAGGGCAGGUCGAUCUGGUCGAACGGGUCCUGGAAAGUGCUUCCGGUUAUUUACUGCCUACAAUUAUUACAAUGAUUUAGAUGAUAACACAGUACGAGAAGUACAAAGAACUAAUCUUGCAAAUGUUGUGCUUACGCUGAAGUGCCCUGGUAUUCAUGACUUAUUACACUUUGAUUUUAUGGACCCUCCACCAUCUGAAGCAUUACUAAAAGCCCUGGAACUGUUAUUUGCACUAAGUGCAUUAAAUAAAGUGGGUGAGUUGACUAAAGUAGGUAGAAGGAUGGCGGAGUUUCCACUUGAUCCCAUGCUAUUUAAGAUGAUAGUUGCUUCUGAUAAGUACAAGUGUUUAGAUGAAGUUAUUUCCAUUGCUGCCGUGCUUUCCAUUGGUAAUUCCAUCUUUUACCAUCCCAAGGACAAACAAGUCCAUGUUGACAAUGCACGUUUGAAUUUUCACGCUGGGAACGUGGGAGAUCACAUUGCAUUGCUCAAGGUGUAGUUUCUUUCUUUUUCUAUAUAGUUUAUUUGUAUUUUCCCUUUAGUGAAUAUAUCUGAUGUUUAGGGCUUUAAACCAUUGACUUUGGGACCUGGAGGAUGUGAAGUAGUUAUAAUGACUUGAAUAAGUAUGGUAUAGAUCCUCAUUAUUAACUGUGGUCAAGAAAGUUGUCAAAUAUUUUUGUAUGGUGACAACAGAAUGAUGCC